GCCGCGCGGCGAGCGGGCCGGGGCGGGCCUGGGCGCCGCAGCGGCUCGGGGUUGGCUGGCGCUGCCGCCCGGGUUGGCUGGGCUCUUUUCCGUUGAGCCGCCGCUGGCGCGUGGGCUCGCGCGUCGGCAGGUGGUGGAGUGAGCACCAUGGAUUCCUCUCCAGGAAUGUCCCCCACCUCCAAAAGAUUGGCAGCCCCCCAUGUCUCCUCCAGAUAUACCAAUUCUCCAACUCCAAGUCAGGGGGAUUCUACUCCUCUCCCUUCCAUCAGCGAGCGCCUGGCCUUCCUCCGUCCCUCCCGGGAGCUGCUGGAAUACUAUCGCAAGAAGAUCGCUGAGUUUGAUGAAGAACACGAGGACCUUUUGAAAAGGCUAGAGAGGUACAAAGGAACAUAUGAUGAGCAGCACAAACUACAGUGGGAAAUGCGUCAACGGGAACAGGAGAUUGCCGAGUUACAGACGGCUUUGAGUGACAUGCAAGUUUACCUCUUCCAGGAAAGGGAACAUGUGCUGCGCCUCUACGCUGAGAAUGAUCGGCUGAAAAUCAGGGAGCUAGAAGACAGAAAAAAGAUUCAGCAUCUCUUGGCUUUGGUGGGAACAGACACAGGAGAAAUUACGUAUUUUCAUAAGGAGCCUCCACACAAGGUCACCGUUCCUCAAAAACCAAUCAAAUCGAGGGAUCCACAUGAACGGAGCAAUACUUACACUUCUAGAACAGCAGGCACUAAAAGAAGCACAUCAAAACCAGCAGCAAAAGGAGAGAAACCAGAAAGUCCUGAGAGAUAUCACAGAGACAAUCAAACACUCUUACUGCAGGUAGAGGCCCUGCAGGCUCAGAUGGAAGAGCAGACCCGGUUAUCCAAAGAGCAGCUUGAUGCACUGCUAGAGGACAGGCGGAUUCACGUAGAGGAAGUGCAGGUCCAGCAUCAGAGGGACCAGGACAAGAUCAAAACCCUGACAGAUAAGCUCCAUCAGACUCAAAACCUGCUGUAUGAGAGCACGCGUGACUUCCUUCAGCUGAAGUUCGAUGCACGAGCCAAUGAGAAAUCAUGGAUGGCAGAGAAGGACUGUCUGUUGAGGAAGCUUGAUGUAAACAGGGAUCAGCUUAUCAGCAGGGAGCCAGAGAGAGAGAAGAAGAAGGAGAGAGACAUCAAGCCGAUUUCUCAAGCAGAGAGUGAAAUGUGGAAAGCACAGAGUGGAGAACUCAAGUCCUUACAGGAGCAGCUAACACAGGUGCAUCGAUUGGCAGAUAUGUACCGAGAGCAGUGUGUUGCUCUGGAGGGUGAGCUGGCUAGAAUUCGUGAAGAAGGAGAUGUUGGCCGAGAGCUUUUCAAGGAGCGCUCAGAGAAGAUGGGGAAGCGUUUGCAGCUAAUGACCCAACGAUAUGAGGCCCUGGAGAAACGGCGUAGCAUGGAGGUGGAGGGCUUCAAGAAUGACAUCAAGCAACUUAGACAGAGGUUGAAGGACAUAGAGAAACAGCUCUUCAAGGUGACCAUGAACAUUGGCCCAGACCAGGACCUUGCAAUUCUGCAUGAGGUCCGCCAAGGGAACAGACGAACAAGGAAAAUUCAAGGGGAGCUAAGAAACCUAAAGGCAAAAAUCUAUGGCUUGGAGAACGAGUUACGGAUCUGCUGACACAGAUGUAUGACCCAGCACAACGGUGCACAGAACAUGACCAGUGCUAGACUAGGAAGGUCACAUUCUCAAGGAAAACUUCCAUAAAUCUGCUUUCCAGCAUCCUGUGACAGAAGCUUAAGAACACGUAACCUGCUGUGAAUCAACAGUAUAUCAGUGUGCUGUGGGGCUUGGAUAGUUUGUGGAAUUUAAUGCUAGGUUGCGGGGGGCGGGGCAUUACUUUCAUCUUAGCAUGCCUUGCUCUACUACCUUUCCUAAUCGAUGAGAUCAUUUGUAGAUUGUAUUGAAGUCCUCUUGUAACUUAUAUAAUGUUUCCAUAGGACAUGGUUACAGCCUCUAGGCACCUUCACCUACUAUGAGCACAGGGCAAAAUGUACUGUUGUCCAGAAUGCAGCCAAAAACAACAAAAGCUACAUGUGUAACUAAUAAUCAUGGAGAGGAACUAGUCCUCCAGGACUCAAGUGUUCUCUACUGUUGCUGUUCUAGAAGCGAGGGACUGUAUAAGGCCCUGUUCUACAGUAAUGGGAACUGUAUUAAGAAAAGCAGUUUUUAAACAAAGACAAACCCUAACCCUAAACCUUAUUAUGAUGUCUAAUGCACCCAGGACAUAAUUUGCAUUUUCUAAACAAGAUACCUACUUAAUCUAGAAAGUGUCUAUUUAAUUCUGCCUAAACACUCUGAAGUCCUGUAUAUCCAGGGCAGCAUAACCGUGUUUUCAAAUUGCUUCUCUUCCCAUGAUUCUCUGCCAGCCUGGACAGGCCAGAAAGGGAAACAUUCACAUUAUGAAGCUCUUUCUUUUGUGAGAUCUCUUCUCAAACCUCCACCAACCUUCUCUUACCCCCCACUCCAAAGCUGUGUCGCCUCUAAUGCCUUUUUUCCCUCAAAGGUCCCACUCUAGGCACCAUCAGUUCAUCUCCCCCAGUGGUGGAAGUCCUGAUAUAGACCAGCCAUUGCCCUUUUAACUGCCAGUGUUGUCUAACCCUACAGCUCUGAACAACACAGUGGCUAAACUACUAGCAGCCACUGGCACCUCUCACUGCUGCGGGAUAUAAAUGGGCAGUAACAAUGGUGGAAAACUUCUGAAGGAGCAUAAAGGCUAGAGCAGUUGAGGCCAGAGAGCUUGUUUAUACUAUAAAUACAACCCUGGUUGCAUGACCCUUGUCCCCAAACCAACUAACAAGAUGAUUUCAGUUUGGAGUAUCGGCUAGACCUUAGCAGUAGUUUGUAACUAGUCUAAAGCCUAGUUGUAUUUGCAGGGUAUACAGUCCUUUAUUUGUAAUCCAGCAUAUUGUAACUUAAACUCACCACCUUACUUCUUCCUACACACAAACUAAGGGAAGAAGACUUACCCUGUUUAUAAAGAUGUCUCAGUGCCUUGAUAGAGUUUCUUGCUGUAACUCUAUACCAUUCUUGCCAAAUGUGAUGCCAGAAAGCUGAUCCCUUUCUGGGAUUUCUGGCAUACCCCACCAGGGCCAUGAAUUUAUUUUUUUUUUACUGGACAAAGAAUCAAUUUUUGUGAUUUUUAUUUUUUUUUAUUUUUGUAAUCCAGACUUUUACAAUUAAAAAUGAAGUUGGAAGAUUCCUUGUCAAGGGGUUCCCUUUCUUCUCUCUUUGAAGGGUGUGGCUAACACAGGUGCCUCCUCCCCGUUCCAGUCAGAUCUACUGCUAGCACUCCUGGGAUAACUAUAGCCAACCUUAGUCAGGCUGGUGGGUGGUAGCCAAAGUGGGUCCUGGCUCAUACUGUGUGUGAGAGGAAGGUGAGGCAAAGGGUCCUCUUGCACUGGUGCAUUCUCUUUGUAACAGGCUUGCUGCGUCUGACAAUACCUGCAAAUUAACCAGGUGGGUGGGGGCAUAUUCCUGUGGCUAGAGGUCCUAAUAGUCUCACCUUACUAAACAAGAGUUCCCUUAAGUCAAUGGGAGUUCUCAUAUGCUCUCACUGUGAGUUAGGAUAUCAAAAUCUGGCUCCUGAUGGUCUUACUGCAGCACACUGUGUAAUGGAAUAUUAACUGCUUGUGCUGCAGCUUCCACCUACCUUAAGUUUUUGCUCAUAAGAAGUCAGCACAGCAGUUUCCUGAGCUUUGUCAAUUUGUCAAAUUCCUCCGAGUUAAGGAAUUGCUCAUCGCGUUUGAUAUUUGCAUUUCUUCACAUGACAGCCAGUAGAUGCACGUUGUUUAAUCCCGGGUUAUUUAAAUACGUUUCUCUCUUCACAGCUCCCUAUUUCCAGUACUGAAUGUCAUGUGAAAGGCAAAACCCAGCAGCGAGGCAAUGGCCCUGUGCGUACGGCAAAGCAAACCUCACGGUACUGCUGUGCCACCAAGGCAUCUAUCCAGCAAAACCCAAGUGCUGCCCAAGCUAAGUGAGCUGUAGCUCACGAAAGCUUAUGCUCAAAUAAAUUUGUUAGUCUCUAAGGUGCCAAAAGUGCCACUCCUUUUCUUUCUAUUUUCAGUGUGUCCCUGGGACGUGAACCCCUCCCCGCUGCAAAAGUUAUACUAAUGUUGACUCUGUAAAUCCCUUUCUUUAUUUUGGAAACUGUCAUAGGUCACCUCCAAGGGCAGAAGGCACAAAGUGUUACUUUUGUUUUUCCUAUAUCUGAUAAAUUCAUGUGAUGUAUAUUUAAAAGCAUUGCUUCCAAUGUCCGUUUCCAAAACAAACCAAGCCAGGGGCCCAAAGCUCAAAAGUGACUCUAAAUAACCGAUCACUGUGCCACUGACAGAUCACAAAAAGUAGUAGCCAAUGGGGAAUCAUCAUCAAAUGGGAGUGUUUCUGGUGGGGUUUCAUGGGGAAAGGUACUAGGCCAAAUGUUUUUAACAUCGUAAUCAAUGGUCUGGAAGUAAAUAUAAAAUUACUGCUGAUAAAAUUUGCAGAUGACA
Caretta caretta (loggerhead turtle) is the source of this 4502-nucleotide messenger RNA. RefSeq names its product coiled-coil domain containing 77 (gene CCDC77). NCBI's taxonomy places the organism in Eukaryota, Metazoa, Chordata, Testudines, Cheloniidae. The record is from RefSeq and is a predicted model, not a curated record. Gene Ontology annotation, cellular component: centrosome.